Molecule: messenger RNA, 125 nt
Organism: Funneliformis mosseae
Lineage: Eukaryota; Fungi; Glomeromycota; Glomeromycetes; Glomerales; Glomeraceae
Source: the annotation of a GenBank genome assembly
CAUCAACACUUGGUCUAAUUCCGAAACCUGAAUUAGGAAUUCAAUUUGGAUCGGGAGAAACUUGCACUCGGUUAUUGAUGAUUGAAAGUGAAGGAAUUACAGCAAAUGUACCAAGGGAGCAAUAG